ACCAUAUAUAUAUAACCUCCCAUUAUAUGCAUUCUAACUCACUUACCUUCCAUACUCAACUGCUUAAUUAUUUUCUUACGUCCGAAUAUUCGUAAUGUCGAGAAGAUCCGGAGGAAGUACUCCAAGAAUCAGCGACGACCAGAUCAUCGAACUCGUCUCCAAGUUGCAACAACUUCUUCCUGAGCUUCGAAACCGCCGUUCCAACAAGGCAUCAGCUUCGAAGGUGUUGCAGGAAACUUGUAACUACGUGAGGAGCUUGCACAAGGAGGUUGAUGACCUUAGUGAUCGUCUCUCCCGCUUGUUGUCCACCAUUGAUGAUGACAGUCCUCAAGCUUCCAUUAUUAGGAGUUUAAUUAAUAACAAUUAAGUACAAAGAUAUAUAUAAGUAUUUCAGCAUUUUCCUAAUUGCUUAAUCAUAUAUGUUUGUAGUGGUUUGCAGGUUAUGCCUAUCUUUGUAUUUGAUCACUCAAAUUAUAGUUGGAUAAUGAAUGAUAUUAAUCAUGCUUGUGUUUA
Molecule: messenger RNA, 513 nt
Organism: Helianthus annuus (common sunflower)
Lineage: Eukaryota; Viridiplantae; Streptophyta; Magnoliopsida; Asterales; Asteraceae
Product: transcription factor PRE6
Exons: 2
Coding region: 95-367 (90 amino acids)
Biological process (GO): regulation of DNA-templated transcription; regulation of growth
Molecular function (GO): protein dimerization activity
Source: RefSeq, a predicted model, not a curated record